UGAAUUGGUCACCUUUUUCUCUGUUCUACGCUUCAACAAAGAAAUAAACAACUGUACAACCAGCAGUGACUAUUGUGCAAAGCCCACGUUCGAGAACAAACGUGAUAAUCGUACCGCUGUUUGCGCACGGUAUUUUCCCGUCAAUUUGGUGUGUUUGAGAGUGCUGUGCGUGUUUUUAUUGCUGCUCCUACGCAGCAGUACGCAGUGAAACUAGUCACAACACCAUUGUGUGCCCCCCGUGAAUCUCCUGUGCUUCUUGCAAAACACUAGAAAGCAGGUGUUUUGUGAUAGCCGAUUCUAUAAUACUACGUCUAGAUUCUUAACGAGCAGGGUAUUCGGUGGAAUAAGUGCAAUAAUAAGCCCUUGAAUAACUACGCAAAAUGUCUUACGCGUAUCUGUUCAAGUAUAUCAUCAUAGGAGACACAGGUGUGGGCAAAUCCUGCCUACUGUUGCAGUUCACCGACAAACGAUUCCAACCCGUGCACGACUUGACGAUCGGUGUCGAGUUUGGGGCCCGCAUGAUCACCAUCGAUGGCAAGCAGAUCAAGCUACAGAUCUGGGACACGGCCGGUCAGGAGGCGUUCCGUUCGAUUACACGCUCGUACUACCGUGGCGCUGCCGGUGCACUGCUCGUCUACGACAUUACUCGCCGUGAAACGUUCAACCACCUUACCACCUGGCUGGAAGACGCCCGGCAACACUCGAACUCCAACAUGGUGAUCAUGCUGAUCGGCAACAAGAGUGAUUUGGAUUCGCGUCGAGAGGUAAAGAAAGAGGAAGGCGAAGCGUUCGCCCGUGAGCACGGCUUGGUGUUUAUGGAAACAUCCGCGCGUACGGCGGCAAAUGUCGAGGAGGCGUUCAUCAACACGGCCAAGGAAAUCUACGAAAAAAUCCAGGAAGGUGUCUUCGAUAUAAACAAUGAGGCCAACGGAAUCAAGAUUGGUCAGCAGCAUUCCCCGACGAGCCCGUCGCUGGGCAGUGGCAACAGCCCGGGCGGGCCGGCCAGCAGUGGAUGCUGCUAAGCGUCGUGCCGCCAGCCACCGACGAUCAUGAUGUGUAAUGCCGUACCCGACGAUGGCCCGACGACGGCGACGCUGGGCCGGAGCUGGGAUGAAAUCAAGUGAAACCUGGUGUGAUCGAGAACGGGAAAGAGGAAGGAUAUAUGGCAGGAGGGAAAAAGGGGCAAAGAUCGGUUUCUGCGGAACGUAACGAGUUAGUUAUGGUCGAGACCGGUCGACAAAAUAAUGCCUACACCAGAGGUACCGAAAAGACAGGACCCGGGGACGGUGAUUAGACAAUGCAAAUUUUACAGUUGGGGCUGCAUUUUCUGUACGGCUAAAACCGUCACUUUAAUGAAUCAGAGAAGUAAAGAAAAAAUACACACACACACUAACUUACCACA
Anopheles coustani is the source of this 1402-nucleotide messenger RNA. RefSeq names its product ras-related protein Rab-2A (gene Rab2). The record is from RefSeq and is a predicted model, not a curated record. The transcript has 4 exons. NCBI's taxonomy places the organism in Eukaryota, Metazoa, Arthropoda, Insecta, Diptera, Culicidae. Bases 381 to 1022 code for a protein of 213 amino acids. Gene Ontology annotation, molecular function: GTP binding; GTPase activity. Gene Ontology annotation, cellular component: Golgi apparatus.